Messenger RNA from Racocetra persica, 297 nucleotides. NCBI's taxonomy places the organism in Eukaryota, Fungi, Glomeromycota, Glomeromycetes, Diversisporales, Gigasporaceae. The record is from the annotation of a GenBank genome assembly.
AUGUCUUUCUUUUCGUUUCUUGAGACUAUUCCAACCAUAUCUUCAACUGUUUUAAAACAUUUUACCGGAGGCUCACCUAAAAAAUCAUGGGGUAUAAGAUUUCAUUUAGCAGUAGCAAUGAUAAAAGCCGAUGAUCGUUUUGCAAAAAUGCCUAUUGAACAAUUUCAAAAGGAAUUUGACAAAAUUUUCAUGGUUAAAACUCCUUCUAAUAUAACUAUAAAUUAUGUUAUCUUGGAGGAAGAAUAUAGGCAAAAGAGUAAAACGCAUUUAGAAAAGAUUUUGAAAAAAUAUGAUGAU